AUGUUUGUACAACUUGAUGUAUUUAAUUUCCAAAUAGUCGUCCAAUAUUUUUAUUUUGAAAAGGAUUUUAUUAACUCAAUUUUAAUGUGCAAAAAAUUUUCUUUCAUUUUAGACCGAUUUCGAUACAACCCGAUACAAGUGGAUAGCAAAAGAUUGUUUCCAUAUAUGGAAACACAGCAUUUAUACGAUUUUGGUGUUGUUUUGAAUGAUAUUAAUAAUAUUGUUUUAUGGAAACCGGUUUCUUUAACCGAUUCGAUAGAUAUAUCAACUCAAUGUCCUUGUACAUUUAAAAACAUUUCGGUAUCUUUAGUUGAUAUUUAUAACAAAAAGAUAACAACAUACACUGAGCUUCAAAAACUUUUGAACAACACAAAUAUUAAAUCUUAUGGCAAACAUUUGUUUUAUUUGUUUGGUGUUUCUGAAGUUAUAAUACCAAACACGGUAACAAGUUUACAGUUUUAUACUUUUCAAGAUCAUAUGAAACUUGAAAGAGUAACGCUCUCUGAAAGUCUUAAGGAUAUUCCAAACGGUUGCUUUGAAAAUUGUGUUCAAUUAAAAAAUAUCAACUUUCCGCCUUCAAUAACUGGAAUUAAAAAUAAUUCUUUUUAUAAUUGUGGAUUUGAAAGACUUAUAAUUCCAUCAUCGAUUUAUGUUAUUGAAAAUUCAGCUUUCGAGAAAUGUGUAAAACUUGUAGAUGUUAAAAUAUCAAACAACGUAAAAAUUAUUGAAGAUUAUGUGUUUCAAUUAUGCACAAACUUGUCAAAAGUUGAACUCCCAAAAAAAUUAAAAUUUAUCAAAACUUCUGUGUUUAAUGGAUGCAUUCAACUUGAAUAUGUUAAUAUACCAGAAAGUGUGUGUUAUGUUGAUUCACUUGCUUUUAAUAAUUGUAAAAAGAUCAAAGACCUCGUUUUUAAUCAAAAGUGCUAUAUAGCAGACAACGCUUUUAAUAAUUGCACGUCUUUAACUAAACUUGUUGUGCCAACUUUAAAUAAAAAAGUGAUAAAUCAAGUGUCAAAAGAAUGUAGUAAGAUCGUAAAAAAGUUUUAUGAUAAUUAUGAGUAUACAAUGGAUAAUAAUUCUGAAUUGUACAAUAACCAAUUUAAAGAAAAUUUGGACACAAAUACAACUAAAGAAGUUUGUUAA
Messenger RNA from Entamoeba invadens IP1, 1143 nucleotides. RefSeq lists its product as hypothetical. The record is from RefSeq and is a predicted model, not a curated record. The transcript has a single exon. NCBI's taxonomy places the organism in Eukaryota, Evosea, Mastigamoebida, Endamoebidae. The coding region runs from base 1 to 1143 and encodes 380 amino acids.